AUGUUCAAACUCACACCUCGCGUAGCCAAACAGAGCGCAACAGGUCCCUUCUCAAGACUAUUGUCGUCUACUUCCGCAGGCGGUCUAAAGAACAAGGUGCGUGUAGAGACCGAUGCUUUCGGAGAAAUCGAAGUCCCUAGCGACAAGUACUGGGGUGCUCAAACCCAAAGAUCACUUGAAAACUUCAAGAUAGGUGGUGCCCGUGAACGUAUGCCGGAACCUUUAGUCAGAGCGUUUGGUAUCUUGAAGAAAUCUGCUGCUAUCGUCAACGAGUCCUACGGAACUUUGGACCCAAAGAUCUCAAAGCCAAUUCAACAGGCCGCUGACGAGGUAAUUAGCGGCAAGCUGGUUGACCAUUUCCCAUUGGUGGUUUUCCAAACGGGGUCUGGUACCCAGAGUAACAUGAACGCCAAUGAAGUGAUCUCCAACAGAGCCAUCGAAAUUGUAGGCGGUGAAAUUGGGUCGAAGUCGAUCCAUCCAAACAACCACUGCAACCAGGCUCAAUCCUCCAAUGACACGUUCCCAUCUGUCAUGCACAUCGCUGCCGUCACCGAGAUUACCAACCUAUUGCUUCCCGAAUUGACUGCUCUUAGAGACUCAUUUGCCAAGAAAUCUGAGGAAUUUGAACCUAUUGUUAAGAUUGGUAGAACCCAUUUGCAAGACGCUACUCCCCUUACUUUGGGUCAGGAAUUUAGCGGUUAUACCCAACAGUUGACUAACGGUAUCACCCGUGUUGAACAAUCCUUGCACCACUUGAAAUAUUUGGCUCAAGGUGGUACCGCUGUCGGUACUGGCUUGAACGCCAAGAUUGGUUUUGCUGAAAAGGUCGCCGAACAGGUCAGCAAGGAAACGGGCAUCGACUUCAAGACUGCUCCUAACAAGUUCGAGGCUUUAGCUGCCCACGAUGCCGUCGUUGAAUGUUCAGGUGCUUUGAACACAUUGGCGUGCUCGCUUUACAAGAUUGCCAACGAUAUUAGAUAUUUGGGUUCUGGUCCUCGUUGUGGUUACGGUGAGCUUUCAUUGCCAGAAAAUGAGCCAGGUUCUUCGAUCAUGCCUGGUAAGGUCAACCCAACCCAGAACGAAGCAAUGACUCAACUUUGUGUCCAAGUGAUGGGUAACAAUGCUGCUAUCACUUUUGCCGGUGCCUCUGGUCAAUUUGAGCUUAACGUUUUUAAGCCAGUCAUGAUCUCCAACCUCUUGAGCUCCAUCAGACUUUUGGGUGAUGGCUGUCACUCUUUCAGAGUGCACUGCGUUGAUGGUAUCGAAGCAAACAAGGACAAGAUUGCCAAGCUUCUACACGAAUCCUUGAUGUUGGUCACUGCUUUAAACCCAAAGAUUGGCUACGAUGCCGCUUCAAAGGUUGCCAAGAACGCUCACAAGAAGAACAUAACCCUAAAGGAAUCUGCUUUGGAGCUAGGCGUCUUGACUGACGCCGAAUUCGACCAAUGGGUUGUUCCUGAGAACAUGGUGGGCCCUAAAUAA
Messenger RNA from Lachancea dasiensis, 1482 nucleotides. The record is from the annotation of a GenBank genome assembly. Lineage: Eukaryota; Fungi; Ascomycota; Saccharomycetes; Saccharomycetales; Saccharomycetaceae.